UCUGUCUAUUUCUCUGUCUCCAAAGUUCCCAUGCUUUGUUUACACUUUUGACUCUCAUUGUUUUCAUUUUUAGGCCUUUGAUUGUCCAUUGAUUUGUUAGUAUUUUCCAAUCAAAUUGUUAACUUUUUUGGUGAUUUAAUCUCCGUAAUCAUGGCGAAUGUUGAUCUUGAACUGAAGAAACAUUUCAAAGAAUUACAAAUGAAAGUUGGUGAAACUCGAGGGAAAAUGCGACAAAUUGACACAACAAUUGAUAUUCUUAAUCGUAGUAGUCAACGUUAUCGAUUAACAUUGUCCGAAGUGAAGAAUCUUCCCGAAUCCAUAACUACUUAUCAAUCGAUUGGUCGGAUGUUUGUUAAAACCAAAAAGGAUGAAAUUGAAAGUGAUUUAAGUGAUGCGAUCAAGAGUAAUACCGAUAAAUGUCAAGAAUUGGAAAAGAAUAAAGUUUAUCUUGGUAAAAGUUUGAAGGAAAAGGAAGACAGUAUUAGGGAAUUGAUCUCACAAAAACAAUCACAAUUAAGUUGAUUUUGUAAAGUGAAGAAAAACAAAAUGGACUAAUUAUGUUCCCUCAGAAAACACAAAUAAAUAGCCUUUUGCUUUUUUCCAAUUUCA
Messenger RNA from Panonychus citri (citrus red mite), 609 nucleotides. RefSeq lists its product as uncharacterized. The record is from RefSeq and is a predicted model, not a curated record. Gene Ontology annotation, molecular function: protein folding chaperone. Bases 151 to 522 code for a protein of 123 amino acids. Gene Ontology annotation, biological process: protein folding. The transcript has 2 exons. Gene Ontology annotation, cellular component: prefoldin complex; cytoplasm. Lineage: Eukaryota; Metazoa; Arthropoda; Arachnida; Trombidiformes; Tetranychidae.